Molecule: messenger RNA, 456 nt
Organism: Tremella mesenterica DSM 1558
Lineage: Eukaryota; Fungi; Basidiomycota; Tremellomycetes; Tremellales; Tremellaceae
Exons: 2
Coding region: 1-456 (151 amino acids)
Source: RefSeq, a predicted model, not a curated record
AUGACUGAAAGCCGAAAUAUGACCGCCUUUAUAUAUGGAAGUGAAUCACUCAAGCGCAGUGCUAUAGAAGAGCGCGAGAGUCAAGUGAUCAAGAAGAUGAUUAGUGAGUUGAAAUCAGACAGUCUGGGGAAAGACGGAUUCCACAUGGGUAUAGCACGCCAACACUGGAUUUAUUAUUUUGAGAACGACCGUCCGGAGGGGUACCUCGACCCUCUGCUGAGCAGGUCUGAGAAAGAGCAUCAUUUCCAAGAGGUUCCUCGAACGUCAACGAGACAAACCACGUUUUCUUACCGUUGUAAAAUGGUGGUUCAACGUUAUGAAGCACCUUUUCCCUCCGGUCUCACUGCCCAAUACUUGUCACUUUUUCGCGGGCGUUCCAGUUGGCAAGGUAUUACUUCAAGGGUUUUGGAGGGACCCAGAGGAACGUCUGGCUGCACCAUCAGUGAGACCCUGUGA